AUGCAAUUCUCCAUCAUCGCACUCCUCGGCCUCAGCGCUCUUGCCGUCGCUGCACCAAACCCAAUCGCCGACCCAGAGGCCAUCGAGGAGGCCCUCGUCCAGCGCAACGGCGGCUAUAAGGUCUGCUGCAAGAAGAACAGCUACUCCCAAUGCUCUCCAUGCGAUCAGGGCCAAGAGUGCCCAUCGGACAAGCCACAGGAGUACAACUCUUGCUCGAAGAACAACCAGGGUAGUCUGUUGGCUAACCUCUUCGUCUGCAACAUCUUGAACAACAACCAGCUCAACAUCCCAGUCACCGUCGGUAUCUUGUCAUAG
Molecule: messenger RNA, 315 nt
Organism: Fulvia fulva
Lineage: Eukaryota; Fungi; Ascomycota; Dothideomycetes; Mycosphaerellales; Mycosphaerellaceae
Product: Ecp49-1
Exons: 3
Coding region: 1-315 (104 amino acids)
Source: RefSeq, a predicted model, not a curated record